Mus musculus (house mouse) is the source of this 6440-nucleotide messenger RNA. RefSeq names its product niban apoptosis regulator 1 (gene Niban1). The record is from RefSeq and is marked validated. The transcript is spliced from 14 exons. The coding region runs from base 67 to 2847 and encodes 926 amino acids. Lineage: Eukaryota; Metazoa; Chordata; Mammalia; Rodentia; Muridae. Gene Ontology annotation, cellular component: cytosol; membrane; cytoplasm.
ACCUUCAGCGGCAAGCAGCAGGCGCAGUUGGUGUCAGUCCUCUGCCUCCCGUGCAGCACCGCGGCCAUGGGCGGCUCAGCUUCCAGCCAGCUGGACGAGGGCAAGUGCGCCUACAUCCGAGGGAAAACUGAGGCUUCUAUCAAAAACUUCAGCCCCUACUACAGCCGGCAGUAUUCUGUAGCUUUCUGCAAUCAUGUGCGCAGCGAGGUGGAGCAGCAAAGAGAUUUAACGUCACAAUUUCUGAAGACCAAGCCCCCACUGGAACCAGGAACGGUUUUGUAUGAAGCUGAGCUCUCCCAGUUUGCUGAAGACAUCAGGAAAUGGAAAGACAGAUACAUUGUGAUUAAAAACGAUUUUGCUGUGGAAAGCUAUGAGAGCAAAGAGGCCUAUCAGAGAGGAGCUGUUCCUAAAAGCAGGAUUCUUCCAGCCGGUGGCAAGGUGUUAACCUCAGAAGAGGAAUAUAGUCUCUUAUCUGAUAAGCAUUUCCCAGACCCCACUGCUUCCAGCGAGAAGAACUCUCAGCCCUUUGUGCUCCUCCCUAAGGCAUUCCCAGUGUACCUGUGGCAGCCUUACCUCAGGCAUGGCUACUUCUGUUUCCAUGAGGCCGCCGAACAGCAGAAGUUCAGCGCUCUUCUCAAUGACUGCAUCAGACACCUGAACCACGAUUACAUGAAGCAGACAACAUUUGAAGCCCAAGCCUUUUUAGAAGCUGUGCAGUUCUUCCGGCAGGAGAAGGGUCACUACGGCUCAUGGGAAAUGACCACCGGGGAUGAAGUCCAGGUCCUGAGUAAGCUGGUGAUGGAGGAGCUCCUGCCGACCCUCCAGACUGACCUGCUGCCUAAACUGAAGGGGAAGAAGAAUGACAGAAAGAGGGCCUGGUUUGGACUCCUGGAGGAAGCCUACAAUCUGGUUCAGCACCAAGUUUCAGAAGGAUUAAAUGCCUUGAAGGAGGAGUGCAGAGCUCUGACAAAGGACCUGGAAGGGACCAUCCGCUCAGACAUGGAUCAGAUUGUGACCUCAAAGAACUUUCUAACUGGGAAGAUCCGAGCAAUGGUGGCUCAGCCAGCCGAGCAGUGCUGUGGGGAGAGCGUGCAGCCCUUCCUGGCGUCCAUUCUGGAGGAGCUAAUGGGGCCAGUGAGCUCUGGCUUCAGUGAAGUCCGUGCACUUUUCGAAAAAGAAGUAGAUGAACUCAGUCAGAGCUUCCAUGCUACCCAGGACAGUGCCCAGCUGAAGGAGGGCCUACAGCAGCUAAUGAAGCUUCCUCUGGAUUCUGUGAAGAUGGAGCCUUGCUAUACUAAAGUCACCCUGCUUCCAGAGCGCCUGCUGGACCUCCAGAGCCGCUUCAGGUUCCCUCACGUUGACCUGGUGGUCCAGAGGACUCAGAACUACAUGCAAGAGCUCAUGGAGAAUGCUGUGUUCACGUUUGAGCAGUUGCUCUCCCCAUAUCUCCAAGGAGAGGCUUCCAGAAUACCAGUGGCCAUCGAGAAGGUUAAGCUCCGUGUCUUAAAGCAAUAUGAUUACGACAGCAGCACCAUCCGGAAGAAGAUCUUCCAGGAGGCAUUGAUUCAAAUCACACUGCCCACUGUGCAGAAGGCGCUGGCAUCCACAUGCAAACCAGAGCUUCAGAAAUAUGAGCAGUUCAUCUUUGCAGAUCAUACCAACAUGAUCCACGUUGAGAACGUCUAUGAAGAGAUUUUGUAUGAGAUCCUCCUCGAUGAGACCCUGAAAGUGAUAACGGAGGCAGCCAUCUUGAAGAAACACAACUUAUUUGAAGACAACAUGGCCUUGCCCAGUGAAAGUGUGUCCAGCCUGACAGACCUCAAAACCGCCAUGGGGUCAAACCAGGCCAGCCCAGCCAGAAGAGUAUCUGCCAUUCUCCCAGGAGCUCCAGAUAAUGAGCUCCCAAGUAAUGAAGUGUUCCAGGAGCCAGAGGAAAAGAAGGAGCAGCCUGGGGUGCCUGGCUCACUGGCCAUCUCUGCGUCCAGCUGUCCUUCAGGUGGGGAUGGGCAGGUGUCUGUGGAUCACUCUGCUGGGGGCCCUCUCACUGUAGAGAAUACAGCAGGACCCCUCAGCUCACACUUGUCAGAGGUGGAAGCUGGGGGGACCCUUAAAGAUGAGGAACCAACCUGCCAAAGUCCAGAGCCUAGCGCUGUGCCAGGGUCCCUGAAGGAACUGAAAAAGUUGUUGACUGUGACGGUGUCCGUAGAGUCUGCCCCGGUGGUUGAAAAUGAUAUCCACAACGGGACACCUGUUCCCCAAGAGAAUAUAAAAGAAGAAGAAAGCAAGAUCCACCCAGAAGCCAGCCACCCAGCUGCCAUCCAGCAGGACAGCUGUGAAGAAAGGGAAGUCAGAGAGAAGGAGGCCCAGCCUUUGGAAGCUGAGGCUCCUGGGGUGGACUUGGGGAUACUGCCAGAGGGUAGAGGCUCUACCUCUCAGUCCACCAGUGGGGGGCUCACUGAGAACACCAGCUGUCCAGGCCCCAUAGAGGAGCCAUUUGAGGCUCAAGAGCCAGCAGAGAAGGUGCUCCCAGCCAUAGUUUCUACAGAGGACAGCCCCCAGGCAGGAGGUGAGGCUGAGCAUUCGGUGACAGUCACACCUCAAGAAGAUGCCACGUUAAGCUCUAACCCCAUCUGUCCCAUGGAGAGCAAUGAGGUGGCCCAGGCUUCUGGGGAUCAAGAAGUGCUGGGAGGGGAGGAUAGCUCAGCCCUUGGUAUGGAUACAGAGCAAGUCAAUGAUACUCAUGAGCAUGCUUGUCAGUGGCUGGUGGAGGAUACCCUGAGCACUGACAUCCUAGCCGUACAUGAUUUUGAUGUGAGCUCCCCAGAGCAGCCCUCAGAGGAGUGGUAGGAACAGUUUGCUAGCCGUUUUUCUUUUAAAACUGUCAGCAAGGGGGGUCUUAGUUAUGGGGUAUCCUUAGGGGGGUUGCAUGUGACUUGCUAUAAAAGUUAUGAAAUAUUUCUUUGAUUUGAAUGGUGAAGCCAGAGGAAAUGUCUAGCGGGUGUGAGCGCUGAGCUGUCUUUGAGGAGCUGAAGUGCUCCCUAUGAAUGAUCGCUUUAGCAUUUUAGUAGAAAUGGGGUAGGAGAACUGGAGCCUUGGGGGUGAAAGGCAGUUCAAGGGGCUCCAGAGAGGGGCCAGUGUAGGAGCAGCAAAUGACACCUCAAUAUUCUCUUCACCGAAACAUGGUACACAUUUCGAACUGCACUUGAAGGCAUUCUAAUCAAGCACGUGAAGGACUCCAGCCACACCACCCACUCAGUCGGCUUCACUGUCUCUUGUCCACAAUCAGGCCACACGAAAGAGGAAGUUGGGAACCAGGCGUCCCUGUCCUGUAAAGUACCCAGAGCCACUCACGGCUCGUAGAUCUCAGGUGAUGCAGAGCAGAAAUCCAAGGUGAAAGGUCUGUGCAGCAUCUAUCUAGACCUGUUCCUAAUCCUGCUAUCAAUUCCUUGUUGGUUAAUUUUGUUGGUUUAUAUUAAUUAAUCACCUUUUAAGGAAACUCAGAUGGGGCAAGAGAUUUCAUUGGCACAAAUUAGCCUUGGGCUGUACAAAGUGCUUGGCUAAAUGUUCUAGCUCAAAACCUGCCAAUUACACAGACAUUAUUUGAACAGCUACCGUAUGCUCUGUUCGUCACAGUAAUAAAUAAGAGAUCAGGUGCUUUGCUUCAUAUAAAUUAAAAGGCUCGUGAAAAUUUAGUCUAGAAGAAAAGAGUAUUUAUUCCAAUUUUUAAGUUUUAAACCAUGCUGGCUUUCACUCUUCCCAUUCACAAGGUUCUGGUUUAUUUUCUGAGGGAGGGAAGGAAUUAAUGAAUGAAAAAAGGAAUGAAUAAAGCUAUUUAAGUUUACCAAAGACUUUACCAAUGUAGAAAUUGUUUGAUCAUUCAACAAAUUGUUUUCUUAGGUUCCCUAUCAGGCCCCAAGCCUGGGGAUGCCAUGAUGGAAACACCAGUGUUCCUUCUUUCUGAAGGAAACAGAAAGAAAUUCACCUCUAAAAUAGAUUGCAACCCAUAACUGUCAGCGUAGGGGAUAAAUGCGCUCAGUUGCAGUAAAGACGUCACACAUUGGCUUCAGGGUUGGUUUUACCCAGCACCAUCAAGCACCUCCUUGAGAGAUGUUAUCCCACACUUAGCCGUUUAAUUGGGAAUUAAGCUAUCACCCUCCCCACCUCUCCCACAAAGACUUUCUGGGGCUUCUAAGUCAUAGAGGAUGAGUAACGAUCAUACCAGCAUGGCCUCAUACUGAAUCACUUCACCUUUUCUUAGAAAGGCUGCAUCCAUGAGAUAUCCCACAAUUAAGUGAGGAAGGACUAACCAGUCUUCUCGCCAGUAUGUGAGGAAGGGAGAGCCCAUCUCCUAUACUCCCCGCUGGCCUUUUACCCGACUUUUAGCAUGGUGCACCCAAAUUAUGUUUACUUCCACCACCUCCUCCUUCCUUCAAGGACUGACACUGGGGAUUAGUCAUCGCUUGUUCUUUCUGCUGGAAACCUGUGUCCUUGAAUAAUGGCUUCCUGCUUGCCAAGUAACUUCAACAUCCCAGGGCCUAGGAUAAGGACUGACAACUUUCAUGCUACUCAGGAAAUGUGGGAGCCAAACACCUGGCACGAUGCUGUGCGGGGGCUAUUCGGGGCUUGCUUUUAGGCAGGGAGAUGUUUCUAAUAAAGCUUUCUGACCUUGUUGAAGCUGCCCAUAAAUAAAGUCCAAAGCUGAAGAGGCAGAUAGCCAAAUGGCCAGCAGAAUGUGCAGUAAGGCAGAGCGCCAAGAGAUCAGCAUCUAGCCCCACAGAUACUACCCUUCUUUCUCAGAGAGCCACAGCUAUUGUGGAGCCCCAGCUCAUGCCAACCCUGCUCCAGAACCUCUCAUCUCCCCUGCCUUUGCUCACCUCCUGCACCCCAUGAGAAGCUAAGAAUAACCGAGAGUUCAUGUCACUCAGUUGGCUGGGUGAGGGUUAGUGCCAAUCCAGAAGGCCAGAGAGGAGUAGGCACUAAGUAGCACAAUGUUCUAGAAAACGCCAAGAACACUUCCCUCCAUGUUCCACACAGCCAAGGUCUCCAAACCAGGCAAGACAGCAGUGACAUGGCAAGAUGGACAAGGACCCUGCAGUGCACUAAAGAUAGUCUCUGUGUGUGGUAACAUGUCUAACACUUGUCUUGCUUUUCAUAGGUUUGUGUGUGUUCUAGUGUUUCCAUGAGGGACCAAGGCGCUUGUGAUCUGAAUGUGCCGUCUCUGCCUUGGGCAAAGCUCUUGCAAACUCCUGGUUCAUGGCCAAAUCUCCAGGACUUUAAACUAGUUAUGUUAUUUACUGACCUUUUACAAAGAGAUUUUCCUUGAAAAAAAAAAUGACUUGUUCUGGUAACCUUGGCACAGUGUAUGAAAUUAUGCAGUUACCCCACCACACACACACACACCACAUUUUAAAAAGCAUUUUGGAGACUACAAGGCCAGAUUCCAGUGUCUUUUUCCAGAGAGUUCCAAUGUGAAGAAUUAGUCUAUGGACCCUCAUGUUUGCCCUUGUAAUUCUUUAGAUUAAAGCCUGUGACUUCUGAGGAUUUUUAUCAUUUUCAUUUUUAUCAUUAUCAAGUGAUUUUAAUUUGUUAUUUUUGUGAAGUGUUACAUGAGUUGAGGGCAUGGUUUCAGGCCCAGUACUUGCCUAGCAGGCUGGAGGUCCUAGUUCAACCCCCAGGUGGUGGUUGGGGGGAGGGGAGGCUACAUGAUGUAUGUGAGAUAUGCUAAAUAGCCAUUCAUGAUUUCAAUAUGGCAGAGGGUUUGACAUCAUUGACAUACACCAUAACAUAGUUUCAGGAUGUGAGAAUGCCUUCUCUGCCAUAAACACACAUGACCAGGGAUUUGCUUUCUGAAGUCUGGGACUUUGGGAAAAAGAAUUCCACACUGUGGUUCAUUUUUACAUUUACCAUACAAAGCAAGUAAACUAAGAACAUGAUGUAACCGUGUAUUUACGUUUCAUUUUUGCAUUCACCAUACAAAGCAAGUAAACUAAGCACAUGUUGUAACCAUGUAUGUACUCUGCCAAGUGCCUAUUUGCCAAGAAAACACUCAGCCCUGGAGGGCUGUCCAGAUACCUUUAGUUAGAAUGGGGCUGGCUCCAUCUUUUAGGUAAAUCUUUUAGGUAAAUGUCACACAGUGGAGCUGCAGGAACAGUCCUUGGAAGUGACAAGGCGAGUCACUCCUGCUGGCUCCGGAGACUAAUUUCUCUUGUUGGGGAGAAAUCCACCGGGGCACCACUUAGUGUCCAGUGAAAUUCCGCUUUGAUAAUACACACACAUGCUUAUUUUUCAAGGAAUUGGAUCACAUCCAUAAUCCAGCAAUGGGCAAUUACUCUUGAUAUAAUUGAACGGCUGUUCAAACUGCAGUCUAUUUUCAGCUGGUGAGACUGAGUAAAACAUUCCUUCCUUCUGUAAUUAUAAAUAAAAGUGUUUACUUACUAACA